This is a messenger RNA of Sorex fumeus (smoky shrew), 1466 nucleotides long. RefSeq names its product Rab interacting lysosomal protein (gene RILP). The transcript is spliced from 8 exons. Gene Ontology annotation, cellular component: ciliary basal body; cytoplasm. The record is from RefSeq and is a predicted model, not a curated record. Gene Ontology annotation, biological process: cilium assembly. Lineage: Eukaryota; Metazoa; Chordata; Mammalia; Eulipotyphla; Soricidae. Bases 16 to 1134 code for a protein of 372 amino acids. Gene Ontology annotation, molecular function: protein dimerization activity.
CGGGCUUGCGGGGACAUGGAGCCCAGGCCGGAGGCCCCGGGCGCCCAAGGCUGGGGGCCUCGGGGCGCUGCGGCGGCGGGGCGGGGGACGGGCACGGCCGCGGAGCUCGUGUACCACCUCGCGGGGGCCCUGGGCACCGAGCUGCAGGAGCUGGCGCGCCGCUGCGGGCCCGAGGCGGCCGCGGGACUGGUGCCGCUCGUGGUGCGGGCUCUGGAGCUCCUGGAAAAGGCUGCCGUGGGGCCGAGCCCGGACUCGGUGUCGGCGCAGCAGGCCGAGCUGGAGCUGCGGCGGCUGCGGGAGGAGAACGAGCAGCUCCGCGCCCAGCUGCUCGCCGGGCCCCAGGAGGAGCGCGCUCUGCUGCGGAGACUCAAGGAGGUGACGGACCGGCAGCGGGACGAGCUCCGAGCGCACAACCGGGACCUCCUGCAGCGCAGCCAGGAGACCGAGGCCCUGCAGGAGCAGCUCCAGCGCCUCCUGCUGGUGAACGCGGAGCUGCGGCACAAACUGGCGGCGGUGGAGACCCAGCUGCGCUCGGCACGUGACCGCGAGAGGGAGCGGCAGCCCGUCCCCGAGCCCGCGCGGGAGCCGGGGCUGGAAUCUGCGGGUACUGGGCCCUCGGGGUCCCCUGACGCGCCGGUGGGUGCUUCCCAGCAACCAGGCUCCUCUUCCAAGGCAGAGCCAUGCACCGGCUUCAGUCGAGAGGAGGUUGAGCAGAUACUCAAGGAGCGGAAUGAACUCAAAGCCAACGUAUUCCUGCUGAAGGAGGAAUUGGCCUAUUUCCAACGGGAGCUGCUCACAGAUGCCCGGGUCCCUGGCCUUCUGCUGGAAGCCAUGAAGGUGGCUGUCAGGAAGCAGCGGAAGAAGAUCAAGGCCAAGAUGUUGGGGACCCCAGAGGAAGUGGAGAGCAGCGAUGAUGAAGAUGGCUCAUGGCUCCUGAUCUCCGGCGAUAAGGAAGACCCUCCAGCCCCCGAGUCCAGAAUCCAGAAUUUUUUCGGCCUAUGGUAUCGUGGCACGGCAGAGGCCCCAGAGGCAGAGACCAGCAGCACAGCCUCCUGCGCUCAGGGGGCAGAAGAGGAGGCCUCACAGUCAACCACUCUGGUGUCUGGGGGCAGCCCCGCAAGCCCCAACUCCUGACCGGCCCUGUACCGGUUUCAGCGAACAUUUGGGGGUGGGGGGGUCUCAGCUGUCCCCGAGGCCAGACACUGGAACCGGGCCGCAGAUGGAUGUGUGACCUCAAAUGAGGACAGGGUUCCAUUUUAACCGCAUACUUACCUAGGCUGGACAGUGGAGGGCAGACAGGAGGGCCGCCACCUUCCUUCCCAUGCCUUGGGGCCCAGCCCCCCCCCGCCCCCCCAUGCAGAUGAAAGCUUUUCCUCUCUCUUCCCCAUCCAUGGAACUGAAACCAUCACCUGCCACUCUUCAGCCGAUGGUCUGAGCUAUCCUAAUAAAGUCUACAAUACCAGACA